Molecule: messenger RNA, 567 nt
Organism: Nestor notabilis (Kea)
Lineage: Eukaryota; Metazoa; Chordata; Aves; Psittaciformes; Psittacidae
Product: LIM and calponin homology domains-containing protein 1-like
Exons: 7
Biological process (GO): positive regulation of stress fiber assembly; regulation of focal adhesion assembly
Cellular component (GO): stress fiber
Molecular function (GO): myosin II head/neck binding
Source: RefSeq, a predicted model, not a curated record
AUGCUCAUCAUUGGCAUUUCAGAGACUCCGCUGCGACCUAAAGACAUCGUCAUCUUUAAAUGGCUGGUUAAAUUCGAUAGAGCAAAGCAUCGUAUGACCAAUACAUGGCAGAGCCAGGAGCUGGUGAAGGGUCUCCAGGUGCCAUUGCGCUGCCAUAGUAGUAGUGGUACAAUAGUGCAAGUGACCGGCAGAAGUUUUGGUGAGAAAGAUUUUCGUUCAGGUUUAGAAAACGGCAUUCUUCUGUGUGAGUUGCUGAAUGCAAUAAAGCCGGGACUGGUAAAAAAGAUCAAUAGACUGCCGACCCCUAUUGCAGGUUUGGAUAAUAUCAUCUUAUUCUUAAGAGGCUGCAAAGAGCUGGGACUUAAAGAAUCUCAGCUUUUUGAUCCCGGUGAUCUGCAGGACGCAUCAAACAGAGUAACCAUCAAGAACAUCGACUAUAGUAGAAAGCUGAAAAAUGUGUUAGUCACCAUUUAUUGGCUAGGAAAAGCGGCAAACAACUGUACAUCAUAUAGUGGAUCAACCCUCAACCUGAAGGAGUUUGAAGGUUUGCUGGCACAAAUGAGAAAG